Chara braunii is the source of this 2530-nucleotide messenger RNA. The record is from the annotation of a GenBank genome assembly. NCBI's taxonomy places the organism in Eukaryota, Viridiplantae, Streptophyta, Charophyceae, Charales, Characeae.
CCCGGGGUCAUCGAUGCUAUCAAGGCGAAAUGGGAUUCCGAUCGCUUUCCUCAUUUUUUUGAGAUGUUAGGCUUUAGCGAUCUUGCCGUUCUUGCGGGCGCUUGGGACCGGGGGCGGCACGAGUUCGAUGACGAAUCAGAGGUUCUUUGCGAGAAACUCGAGCUGAGAAAGCAAGAGUAUGUUAGGGAAUGCAGGGAGCUCGGGGGUAGAUCUGCAAAGGUCAAACAGAUCUUUCUCAAGAUCUGGGAUGUGGAUGACUCCCAACUGGAAGGUCGGGUACUCGAAACCAGGACGGGUGAUCCCGUUGUCACCCAGGACAACCACGUGACGCUAUGUGAUGAUCUCGCGAUUGAGGAAGAGGAGAGGAUUGAGAUGGAACGUGCGAUCGCUGCCAUAAAAGCCACCACCCAGGAUUCUCCGCCCGCCUCCGGCAAAAAAGGGGGUGAGGCUUCGGAACGCGACCAAUAUACAGCAUUUGUGCCUCUCGCAUCCAUGUACUGGGUCGAGCACACCUCCACGGCCUUUAGACACGCGAUCUGGAAGAUGGAUACCUUCAACCAUCUCGCGCCGAUCUCUGUCCGAGCACUUCAGUUCUUAGGUAACGUCACGGACGAGCAGGUUAGACAGUGCAAAACGAUGAUUUUAAAAGGGAAACCGAAAUACUGCGGUAGGGCCAACCCUCUGGAUCCCCAGGACCUGAAGUUUCCUCCCAUGCAUGAGCUCGAUCCCGAUAAAUGUGGCGAGACGAAUUCAGCGCAGGAUCGGAAUGGAUGGGUCAAUGCCCCGGGCCAGAUGACCACGCUACCGAACGGCAGGAAGGCAUGGAGGAGGCAAAAAUCAGAAUGUGACACCUUCCUACAUCUGAAGUACACCAGCCGCGUGAUGGAACCGCUUUCCAUUAGGAGGCUAAUAAACGGAGUGCUCAGCAGGGUGAUUGGAGAUGACACGGCGACUUGGCUGGAACGCACAAGAAUUGGGUGGACCUAUAAGCACAGUAAAGCCUCCAGGCUAUGCAGACCUGCGGAGACAUUCUGUGACUUCAACGUGUCGCAGUGGAUGGAGGGUUACGACCCGGAGCAGUACCCAUGCAGAACGAGGAGGUACUCGGACAUGCGCAGCAGCUGGUCGAUCGAGCUACUCCACAACGAGGGCUGCACGCACGUCAUCACUCUAGACUCAUCAAUCACGGAUAGCCCGCUGCUGCAGAACAUCAUCAAUGCAGACCUCAAUCAUAUCCCGUGCAUGGCUCUGGAUGUGGAUGAAGCAAUCGCCGAACUAGGGAGCUUUUUGGACGAGCUUUUUGCACGGGUGAUGGAGCUGCGCGACCUCACGGAUUCCACCAAGUCGUUUCUUCGAAGGAUCAUCUUGAAGAAGGGCAAGGAAAAGAUGGAGAAGUAUCGGGUGACGCACAGGCACGUUGCUGCGGAACCAUUCGAGCAUCCGACCGUCAAGAGUGAGUUGACGUUCCUGACUAGUAGAUUCCUCAUCUGUCCAACGGACAAGGCUCCCAACACGCCCGCCUUCGUCUGCAAGAACUUUAUACGGAAGCUGGCCUUCCAAAGGUUGUCUGACCCUGAGUUUGCCAGCAUUUCCGCACCACCUGCAACCGUCAUAUCGUGCAUUCGGGGCGAGCUCUCGGCCUUGCCGACGAUUCCUGCUGCUACAGCCUUGCUCCCCUAUCUCAUGGCAGUACUCAAGGCACACAAGGGCACCUUCCGGUGGAUCACGAACACAGCGAACACUAUCAUCUCUCCUGCAGCGGAAGUCUGCGCCUGCCUAUUGCGUUUCCUUCUUCCGCUGGUGCAGGCCUUCUGUCAGGACAAGAGUCUGGAGGUGGAGCAGCAUGGCGUCAAGCCCAACCUCUGGUGGGCCAUUUCAUCGGUAGGGGAGUUCUACGCGAAUCUACCAGAGAAGGUCUACUCCGUCUUCACAACCGACAUUACCAGGUGUUUUGAAACAAUCCCGACCGACAACUCGGAGGACAGCCUCACUGUCGCGGUCAGAUUCUACGUACAGUGUGCUAUGCAGGUGAGGAGGGAGAGGAGCUCUAGCCACGCGAUCAGGAUUAGGUUCGGGGGAGGCGGCGAUCUACAGCCAUCAUGGGCAGACGCUGGGCAGCCGGAGGAGAUGGGCACAUUGCUAUUCAGGAAAGGCGAUAUCUACUGGCUCUCGAAAUGGUGCAUAGCCAACAACUGUGCAUGGGAGAAUAAGUGUGGAGGCAGGUAAGGGGUAUCCCCAUGGGACUGGCGUGCUCCCCGAUCUGGUGCGACAUUUCUUUUUUUUAAUAUGAGUAUCAGGCGAUGAUGAGAUUGGUGGAUACGGGGAAUACCCAUCUGAUCCCGUGUUUUGGGAGCACCUUCGGAUACAUAGACGAUCUUGGAGCGGUCAACAACGUCGUCAUCAAAGACUUUCUGGAUAGGAGGGAGGACCGACAACCAGAUGAUCCCUGCUGGAUCUACCAAGAUCAAUACAUUGAGAUCACAGAGAACACGGACUUGGCCGGGUGGCCAACUUCCUCAGCAUAACGAUC